GAAUUCACUGCUCGGAUGCCCACGAACUCGCGGUUUGGCACGUGUAACCGCGUUGGAUUCUCUUCCAAACAGCGGCGAAGUUUCAUUGCAUGGAUUUAGGGAUUUUCAAAAUUUCAAGAGGGAAAGCCAACAGGACGGGGAGAAUUAGGGUUAGGGUUUUGAAAUGCUGUGGCUGAGAGCGAGAUUGAGCUCGAGAUGGAGGAUCCAAAGGUUCUCCUCCGCCGCCUGUCGUCUUCGUCGUAUCGAGGACGAGGGGGACUGGUUCUACUCCUCGGAGUGGUGGGGAACGGAAUCCGACGGCCACACCGUUUUCCAAUCGAAUUCCGUUAAAGGAAACGGCGAUGUAUCCGUCGUCGCGUAUCCUUCUUCAAGACCGGAUGCGGCCCAUUGGCCAGCAAUGGAAAAAUGGCUUCAAGAAAGGUACACAAAGAUACAUCCAGAAUCUGAACACAAUGGACUGUUUAGGAUACUCGGUUAUCAAUGGCGUGUUCUUCGCUUUAAUGAAAACACUCGCCAAAGUGCAGUUAAAAUCAUGGCUGCAUAUAGGAAAUCAGACCCUGGCACUGUAUACGUUAUGCAGCAGCCCCUUUGUUUAGCUGUUCCAUACUUAAAAAGUAUGGUUUCAGCUGGUUUGGCUUCACUAGCAUCUUGCAAUUAUGACUUCAUCGGUGCAGUUUGUGGGAAGAAAAUAAUGCGUGUUUUAUGCAUUGGUCAUGGUGGUGGAAGCCUACCAUUAUUUUUGGCAAGUAAAAUUCAAGGGGCAGUUGUCCAUGUUGUCGAGAUCGAUCCUGUUGUCAUCUCAGCCUCAGUUCAGGCCAUGGGCUUCCCUGCUUCUGCAGUGAAAACGCCCACUAAUUCCUCUCCCUCACAACCUGACAUGGUCGAUCACGUACUGUGGAAAGGCAUCUCUGAACGGCUUUUCCUCUACGAAGCAGAUGCAGAGAACUUCGUCCUGGAUAAUAACAAUAUCUAUGACUUGAUCUUCAUAGAUGCUUACGAUGGCGAUGAUAUUUUCCCUCACAAGCUGUGGGACCCACAUGGCCCAUUUCUUGGAGCCCUCAGAAGCAGGCUCCAUCCUGAGCACGGGACCGUUGUCGUCAACCUUCACGCAGACUCCGAUGUCUUGACCCCAGAUGGGAGAGUCUCACCCCAUCCUUACCACCAUAUUCUACCCAUGGGUAAGUAUGUCUCUCAAGUUUGCAGAUCAUAUAAGGAUACAUUGUUAGGGAAAAGCAUCGGCAAAAAGAGGGAGGUUAGUCCCAGGUUUGCUUUUAUUGUUUCAGUUCCUUGGCUUUGCAACAUUUCUCUCGUUGUUAGCAAAGGUACCUGCCUUGAUAGGCAUUUGAUUUCAGACAUCCUCAGAUCUAAAUCCCGUUUGGUGGAAGAUGCUCUUGACUUGCCAUUUUCUUCUUUACAGUACAUAAAGAGAGAUUUUAUUAUGGUGGAUUAAUUGCCUAUGGAAUUGAUAGUGAGGUGAUGACUCGUUUUACUUGCAUUGAAAUGCAGGUUGUCUUCUAUCGAUUAUGCUAAUAGAUUCAUAUGCAAUUUCGAUGGUAUUGUGGAUGUAUUACCUAAUCAAAUUGCUAUUGUUAGUUAAUGAAGUUGAAACAGCCAAAUUGCAGUUUC
Molecule: messenger RNA, 1626 nt
Organism: Magnolia sinica
Lineage: Eukaryota; Viridiplantae; Streptophyta; Magnoliopsida; Magnoliales; Magnoliaceae
Exons: 4
Coding region: 164-1450 (428 amino acids)
Source: RefSeq, a predicted model, not a curated record